AUUCAAUGAUUCACCGUGCCUCAACCCAACUCAUCAAAGAUCUUUUCAUUUCUUCGUCUAUAAGCAAUAAUGAAUAUUUCCAAGGUUUCUAUGGCUCUCGCUUGUCUCCUGGCCCUAGCCCUUAUCAUCCCCUCCCAUGCCCAAGACUCACCACAAGACUACCUUGACGCCCACAACAUUGCUCGUGCAGCUGUCGGCGUGGGCCCCAUGUCUUGGAAUGAUACUGUUGCAGCCUAUGCACAAAAUUAUCUCAGUCAGCACAUUGGUGAUUGCAACAUGGUGCACUCAGGUGGUCCUUACGGCGAGAACCUUGCAUGGAGCAGCGCCAGCUUAUCUGGCACGGAUGCUGUCGCGAUGUGGGUUAAUGAGAAGUCCGACUAUGACUACAAUUCCAAUAGUUGCGCCCCCAAUAAGGUUUGUGAACACUAUACUCAGGUUGUGUGGCGCAACUCAGUCCGCUUGGGGUGUGCUAAGGUGAGUUGCAACAGCGGUGGGACUUUGGUUAGUUGCAACUAUGAUCCCCCGGGCAACUAUGCUGGCCAGAGACCCUAUUAAUUAACUACCUGCGUUUUGCAUUAAUUAAAUUGUGUCAAGGAAAUUAACCUAUGUAUUAUGAAUAAUCUAUUUCCUUGAUGGAUAAAUAUAGCACGCACGACCAAAUGAAGUAAAUUAAUGCAUUAGUAAUUUCUUUAUAAUAUAUGAAGUUUGUAUUU
Messenger RNA from Rubroshorea leprosula, 713 nucleotides. NCBI's taxonomy places the organism in Eukaryota, Viridiplantae, Streptophyta, Magnoliopsida, Malvales, Dipterocarpaceae. The record is from the annotation of a GenBank genome assembly.